GCGUCCUGUCGCUAGGCAGCCGCCCGCGUGACCCGGGCGGUAGGAUUGGUGGUGGGGCUGGUGCGGGGGCUGUCACUUAAUAUAUUGGUGCAGCACUUGGUAGAAGAUAAGAAUGGAUACAGAGUACCUCAAGGAAUGCAUAGGAAAAUGCUUAGCUGAGGGACUUGCAGAGGUGGCAGAGCAUCAGCCAGCAGACCCAAUUAAUUAUCUGGCAUACUGGCUUUACAAAUACAAGAAAAAUUUAAAUAAAGAAGAAGAGAGGAAGGUAGAGAGGGACCAGCUGAUACGAGAUCGUGCAAAGGCCCUGAUAGAACUGGAAAAGGUACAAAAACUGAAAGCAGAAGAGCUCCUGAUCAAGCAGAAAACUGAAGCACGUUAUCAGAAGAUAAUUAUUGAACAGUAUCCAAGAAAGAUGACAGCAGAACUGACCAACAAGUCUGGAACGCCUAAUUUGGCAACGGUUGUAGAGGAUGAUGAGACUAUUAUUUAGAGAGCAAUACCUUAUGAGUGUAACAAAAUUGUAGUUUGAAGCAGAAGCCAUAGCAUGAAACAUCUGGCAAAAAUCAACACCUGGGACUGUGGACUAAUCUCUUAAGUCACUGCCAUGGAUGGUAUCUACACUCACAGAUGUAUGUCUCUAGUUGGUGGUCGGAAGAAGUUAAGGGAGGGAAAACCUGACCUUAAAUAGAAUCUAUACACCUUCAUCCAAAAAAAAUGGAAUAUGUAUUCAAAAAGCACACAGCUAUACAAGAGUGAGAAAACAAGGGUUGAAAAUCAAAUUAUAUAUUGCCAAAUGAAGAACAACCAUAGUUUGCGAUUGAGUGGAUAAUAUUAUGUGAAUAGAAAAGAAACUGGAUAAAUGUACUGCAUACUGACAAAAUAAACUCAUGUACACUGAUUGGCUGUGAACUAGAGUUCCUUGUGCAACAAAAUUUAUCUG
This is a messenger RNA of Gopherus flavomarginatus (Mexican gopher tortoise), 940 nucleotides long. RefSeq names its product DPY30 domain-containing protein 1-like. Gene Ontology annotation, cellular component: Set1C/COMPASS complex. Lineage: Eukaryota; Metazoa; Chordata; Testudines; Testudinidae. The record is from RefSeq and is a predicted model, not a curated record. The transcript has 5 exons. The coding region runs from base 113 to 490 and encodes 125 amino acids.